Messenger RNA from Perca fluviatilis (European perch), 1235 nucleotides. RefSeq names its product F-box protein 32 (gene fbxo32). The transcript is spliced from 9 exons. Gene Ontology annotation, cellular component: nucleus; cytoplasm; SCF ubiquitin ligase complex. Gene Ontology annotation, biological process: protein ubiquitination. Gene Ontology annotation, molecular function: protein binding. The record is from RefSeq and is a predicted model, not a curated record. Lineage: Eukaryota; Metazoa; Chordata; Actinopteri; Perciformes; Percidae. The coding region runs from base 142 to 1221 and encodes 359 amino acids.
CAAUGACAACAUUAGACCAGAAAUACGUCCCGAACACAUCGCUUUCACGAAGGGAUACACAUUAACUCAAACAGGGACUGUUUCCUGCUAUUAUUAUUUUUUUUUUGUUGAUUUAUUUUAACUCGACGUCAUCGAACCAGGAUGCCUUUCCUCGGACAGGACUGGAGGUCGCCGGGUCAGAGUUGGGUUAAAACCGAGGAGGGGUGGAAAAAGACCACAGCAGACGAGAAAAACAACAACAACAACGUCUCCGUGGAGAGCUUCUGCAAAGCCGAGAAGGAGGAGUGUUUCAACAAGGAGAACCUGCUGCUCUCUCUUAGCUUCGACAUGUCUGCCAAGAAGAGGAAAAAAGACCAAAUGAACAACAACACCAAGGUCCCCUAUUUCCACAGGGAAAACUGGAUUUAUGUUCAUAAAGGAAGCACCAAGGAGCGCCAUGGAUAUUGUACACUGGGAGAGGCCUUCAACCGCUUGGAUUUCUGCAAUGCCAUCAAGGACACGAGGAGAUUUAAUUAUGUCGUCAGACUUCUGGAGCUUAUCGCCAAGUCCCAGCUCCCCUCGCUCAGCGGAGUGGCGCAGAAAAACUACAUGAAUAUUCUGGAGAGAGUGGUACAGAAAGUUCUGGAUGACCAGCAGAACGUUCGCCCCAUCAAAGAGCUGCUGCAGACGCUCUAUGUCUCCCUGUGUGGUCUGGUUCAGGACAUGGGCAAGUCUGUCCUGGUGGGGAACAUCAACACCUGGCUGCACCGCAUGGAGAACAUUCUGCAGUGGCAGCAGCAGCUAGACAACAUCCAGAUCAACAGGCCCACAUCUACCGGCAUGACCCUGACCGACCUGCCUGUCAGUCUCCAGUUGAACAUCAUGCAGCGUCUGACGGAUGGCAGGGACCUGGUCAGCCUGGGCCAGGUGUGCCCCGAGCUGGGGGGCCUCACUGAGGACCGGCUGCUGUGGAAGAGACUCUGCCAGUACCACUUCACAGACCGACAGAUCCGGAAGCGCCUGAUGGUGUCAGACAAAGGGCAGCUGGAGUGGAAGAAGAUGUACUUUAAGCUGAGUCGCUGCUAUCCUCACAGAGAGCAAUACAGUGACACCCUGCACUUCUGCACACACUGCCACAUCCUUUUCUGGAAGGACACAAACCAUCCCUGCACAGCCAACAACCCAGACAGUUGCACCAUGUCCCUCUACCCUCAAGACUUUAUUAACCUUUUCAACUUCUGAUCCCGAAUCCACAU